AUGGAUAUAGAAGAUAGAGCAGGUGGAAGUGGUGGGAGUGGUGGAAGUACACCUGUUCAAGAUGAGCAACCAUAUUCUGAUGGCGAAAAUCAGGACAUGGAAGUGGAUGGUAGUGAUGACGAGCAGAAAUCAUCAGGGAAAAAUGCCCGAACAGCUGACUCGGAUGAUGAAUAUGUGAGUGAGGGUGGCGAGUUUGAACGUGAAGAGGUACAACGAGACACUGAUGAUGAAGAUGUUGAAAGAGAAGAGCUGGAAAGACACUCUGAUGAAAACAUGUCGGAUGGUGAAAGGGAACAUUCUGGAGAUGAAGAUGCUCGGAAUGAUCCUGAAUCCCCUGCUGCAAGCCCCAGUCGAAGUCGAUCUGUCUCCCCUGCAAAGAGUGGAUCCAUUCACAGCCGAUCGGGAUCUCCUCAGAGUCCAGUUGGUUCCCCCAUGUCUGUACAGAAGAGUGGCUCAGACCGCAUAUUAUUUCCCCCUCCCCUGCACACAGUCAACAUUCAGCAUCCCCAGCACGCAGUCGAUCCAGAUCCGGAUCACCAGUAUCUAGGAGGAGUCAGUCUGGAUCUCCAGCAAGAAGUCGUUCUGGUUCUCCAGCCUCCAGGCAUAGUGGCUCAGGGUCACAUCGUAGCAAAUCAGGAUCACCUGCCUCACAGAGAAGCAGAUCAGGAACGCCACUUUCACAACGUAGCAGAUCAGGGUCACCGGCUUCACAGAGGAGUGGAUCAAGAUCACCUUCGAGGAGGAGCCGUUCAGGUUCUUCUGGGUCUCAUAGAAGUCGGUCAGGAUCUCAGCGAAGUGGCUCUGGAUCACCAUGGAGGAGAAGCCAGUCUGGUUCUCCAGCUUCACAGAGAAGCCGGUCUGGUUCUGCAGCUUCACAGAGAAGUCAAUCUGGAUCACCACGCCGAAGCCGGUCUGGUUCUGCAGCCUCGCAGAGAAGUCAAUCAGGGUCACCACGGCGAAGCCGAAGCCGGUCUGGUUCUGCAGCCUCGCGAAGAAGUCGGUCUGGUUCUGCAGCCUCACAGAGAAGCCGAUCAGGAUCACCACGCCGAAGCCGGUCUGGUUCUCCAGCCUCACGGAGAAGCCGGUCUGGCUCUGCAGCCUCGCAGAGAAGUCAAUCAGGAUCACCACACCGCAGCCGCAUCUCACAAAAGCGGCUCUAUAGGUUCACGCAAGAGUGGCUCAAAGUCACCCCAACGGAGUCGAUCUGGUUCUCCCGCAUCUCGACGGAGCCGUUCACGAUCAGCAGAUUCCCACCGCAGCAGUAGGUCAGGGUCUGCUGAGUCACAACACAGCAGACCUGCUUCACGUCACAGCAAGUCGGGAUUGCAGCGUAGUAGGUCAAAUUCUCCUGUGCCUUCAGAGGGCAGUUCUCCAGACUCUCCAAUUGUAAGAAAAAAAAAAGAGAAACUUUUCUCGGACAGUGAACCCUCCGACUCAGAGUCGGAACAGAUAAAGCGCAAAGUCAGAAGCCAAAUUCGCACAGUAAAUAAUUUUGACUUUUCUCUUCUUUUUUUUUCUUCUAUUUCUCUCCUUUUUUUUUUUUUCUUCUAUUUCUCUUCUUUUUUUUCCCCUUCUAUUUCUCUCCUUUUUUUUUCCCUUCUAUUUCUCUCCUUUUUUUUCCCCUUCUAUUUCUCUCCUUUUUUUUCCCCUUCUAUUUCUCUCCUUUUUUUUCCCCUUCUAUUUCUCUCCUUUUUUUUUCCCCUUCUAUUUCUCUCCUUUUUUUCCCUUCUAUUUCUCUCCUUUUUCCCUCCUAUUUCUUUUUUCUUUUUUUUCCCCUUCUAUUUCUCUCCUUUUUUUUUCUAUUUCUCUUUUUUUCCCCUUCUAUUUUCUCCUUUUUUUUCCCCCUUCUAUUUUCUCCUUUUUUCCCCUUCUAUUUCUCUCUUUUUUUUUUUUUCUCUCCUUUUUUUUCUUCUAUUUUUUUUUUUCCCCUUCUAUUUCUCUCCUUUUUUUUCCCCUUCUAUUUCUCUCUCUUUUUUCCCCUUCUAUUUCUCUUUUUUUUUUUUUUCCUUUUUUUUUUUUUUUCUCCUAUUUUUUUUUUUUCCCCUUCUAUUUCUCUCCUUUUUUUUUUUUUCCCCUUCUAUUUCUCUCCUUUUUUUUUUUUUCCCCUUCUAUUUCUCUCCUUUUUUUUUUUCCCCUUCUAUUUCUCUCCUUUUUUUUUCCCCUUCUAUUUCUCUCCUUUUUUUUUCCCCUUCUAUUUCUCUCCUUUUUUUUUCCCCUUCUAUUUCUCUUUUUUUUUUUUUUUUUUUCCUUUUUUUUUUCUCUCCUAUUUCUCUUUUUUUUUUUUUUUUUCCCCUUCUAUUUCUCCUCUCUAAUAUUUAA
Messenger RNA from Acanthosepion pharaonis, 2319 nucleotides. The record is from the annotation of a GenBank genome assembly. NCBI's taxonomy places the organism in Eukaryota, Metazoa, Mollusca, Cephalopoda, Sepiida, Sepiidae.